Messenger RNA from Pyrus x bretschneideri (Chinese white pear), 879 nucleotides. Its product is annotated as non-specific lipid transfer protein GPI-anchored 1. The transcript has 2 exons. NCBI's taxonomy places the organism in Eukaryota, Viridiplantae, Streptophyta, Magnoliopsida, Rosales, Rosaceae. Bases 84 to 647 code for a protein of 187 amino acids. The record is from RefSeq and is a predicted model, not a curated record.
ACCAGCCAAUUUGUUAUUCCACAGUAUCAAAUCUCAUACGCAAAGAAGAAAAUACAAAAUUCUUGAAAUAGCUCGUUGAGAAGAUGACGAGGAAAAUGAUUGCGGUGUUGUUCUCCGUUUUCGUCGCCUGCGCUUCUGUUGGGGACGUCAGAGCGGCAGCGCCAACGGUGGCGGAGAAGUGCAGCGACAAGUUCCAGAAGGUUGCGGUGUGCUUGAGCUACGCGACAGGGAAGGCGGAGAUGCCGACGAAGGAGUGCUGUGAUUCGGUGAAGGGGAUAAGGGAGACUCAGCCGGAGUGCCUGUGUUACGUCAUGCAGCAGGCGAACAGCGGGAGCGAGGAGAUUAAGAAGAUGGGGGUUCAGGUGGCCAAGUUGCUUCAGCUCCCCACUGCAUGCAGCUUAAAAAACGCCACUGUCUCCGAUUGCCCUAGGCUUUUAGGCAUACCCGCGGGCUCACCUGAGGCUGCUGUCUUCACCAAUAAUGCAUCAUCAACAGCAACUCCCACUACUGGAGCUGGCGGACAACAAUCGGCACCGGAAAAGGCCCGCAAUUCCAACGGAGUUACAAAGCUUGGACCCCAGCAUGCUGGUCUGAGGGCAAUGGCUGUGGCCAUCGUUUUCUUUGCAUUCCCUGCUUUCUAUGUUUAGCUAGCAUCUGAUCAGAAGAUGAAGGUUCUCUUGUGAGGAAUAUUUUACGUCCUUUUUGUUGGUCGUUUCUGUGUGAUCUUUUUAGGGUUGUUAACAUUUGAUUGCCUUUGCGGUAAUUUGUUGUUUCCUUGGACUCGGUAUCUACGUUUUGUGAACUGCAUGCUGUAGUUGCCCACUUUGGCAAACUUCUAAGUUUAAUGUUCAUUUGUUGUGGUGGGAGCAGAUUAGUAUU